GGCUUCGCCAUUUCUCACGCGAUUUAGCGUCAGUCCAGAGCAGUCUCGAGACCGAAUGAUACGUUUCCUAAACAGAAGAUGACUGAACAAGACGAAACUAAUUCGAGUGCGAAUAAAUUCGAUUUGCCAUUCACAGCUCCGGAGAAACAAAAGGCCCGUGCGAUUCUGCGGGAACGUUUUCUGCGUGUCAUUAACGGCAUUAUCGGUAAACCAGUAGAAUUUUCUUUAUACGAAAAUACACAAGUGUCAGGCGAAUUCAGAGGUUGCGACAUCGAAUGUUCCAAAGUUUUCGUAAGGAAUUUGAAGACACCACUGGGAAUGAUUCCGGAAGCCAUCCUCCGAACCAAUGACAUAAUUUGUUUGGACAUAGAUAUUAAUAUCGAAGGACAAGAAGAGUGUGAGAAGCAAGUAAACACUGCAAUGUCAAAUGUGUUGUAAAAAAAAAUUUAUUUUUUGUGUUUUUUUAGAAUAAUAUGUAAACGUAAUUAUCUAUAUUUGGUAACCUACGAUCGACGCAUAUUUAACAUUGUGUUUAUUUCGGAAAUAAUGCGUCUUAAGUGGUCGAUUAUUUCCUUAAUGUGCCUAUUCUUUAAUACCACUUGCUGGAAAAAAAAUAAUUCCAAUUUUCAUCGAGAUUUAAUAUAAGAAUUAUGCGUUAA
Molecule: messenger RNA, 659 nt
Organism: Solenopsis invicta (red fire ant)
Lineage: Eukaryota; Metazoa; Arthropoda; Insecta; Hymenoptera; Formicidae
Product: gem-associated protein 7
Exons: 2
Coding region: 79-438 (119 amino acids)
Biological process (GO): spliceosomal snRNP assembly
Cellular component (GO): SMN-Sm protein complex
Source: RefSeq, a predicted model, not a curated record